GUUUAGAGAAAAAAAAAAGUCUAAAUGUCGAGAAUUAAGUUGAAAUGGGCUGCAAGUUGUGUAAUUUUGACUUCAUCUGGAAUACUAUUUCAAUUUCGUUCUCGAGAUUGAACUUUUUCUCGAAGUGCAUAAUGGGAAAACAUUGUUCCUACUCUGAUUAUUUACUUCUCACGCCUGUCCUUAUCCUCUUCUGUACAAAACAUUAUUCGACCGAAAUGUAAUAAAAUAACAAUAUCAAAGGCUAAGAUGACUGUCAUGACAUUUUGCUAGUGGUACAGGUAGGGACUACUGACAGUAUUCUGUCAGGGAUGAGGUUGGCCUGAGCAUGCGCAGUCCGGGAACAUUGGGACUCCAUUCCAGUCUGUUACAGAGGAUUCCCUGAGUGUAGCAUCUUUGAAAAGCUGUCUGCGUUGAUAACUUCACCUGCUGUACAAACAAAAACUAUUUACCAUGAGUGGAGACCACGGGCAAGGAGACUCUCAGGUCAAUUCUGGAUCCAAAGGAAGUGACACUCACAAACAUAAAGACAAGCACAGGGACAAGGAACACAGGCAUAAAGACCACAAGAAAGACAAAGAACGAGAGAAAUUAAAGCGCAGUAACAGUGAGCAUAAGGACCACUCUGAGAAGAAACACAGAGACAAAGAGAAGCUGAAGCACAGUGAAGGAGGCUCAGACAAGCACAGUGAAAGACACAAAGAGAAAGACCGGGACAAAGAGAAGAAAAGAGAAGAGAAGAUUAAAUCAUCCCAUGCCGACAAGCCUAAAAAGGAAAAAGAAAAUGGAUAUGUAAGAGAGACAAGUCCUGCUGCCAUAAAGAGUGAGCCUGAAGAAGACAACGGCUUCUACCCCUCCCCCCAACACAACAAGACCUUCAAACGAGAGUAUGAUGAUGAAGAAUUUGAAUACAAGCCCAAAAAAGUCAAGACGGAACAGGACAAAAAGGCCAAGAAAAGAAAACAUGAUUAUGACGACGAUGAGGAAGAAGAGGACAUCAAGCCAAAAAAGAAGUCAAAAGACAAAAAAGUAACAGAGGGAAAGAAGUCCAAAAAAGAAGAAGGGGAAAAGUGGAAAUGGUGGGAGGAGGAAAGAUCCACCGAUGGCUCCAAAUGGCGCUUCCUUCAGCAUAAAGGUCCAGUGUUUGCACCUCCGUAUGAACCCUUGCCUGACAAAGUUAAAUUUUACUAUGAUGGUAAGCUUAUGAAGCUUAGUGCUCCUGCUGAAGAAGUAGCUACAUUUUUUGGAAAGAUGUUGGAUCACGAGUACACCACGAAAGACAUCUUCAGGAAGAACUUCUUUAAAGACUGGAGGAAGGAAAUGACAUCAGAGGAGAAGUCAAAGAUCACAGACCUGAACAAGUGCAACUUCAGUGACAUGAAUGAGUACUUCAAGACCCAAUCAGAAGCAAGGAAACAGAUGUCAAAGCAGGAGAAACAGAAAAUCAAAGAGGAGAACGAGAGACUCCUCCAGGAGUACGGUUUCUGCAUCAUGGACAACCACAAAGAGCGGAUCGGAAACUUCCGCAUUGAGCCCCCAGGCCUCUUCCGUGGACGAGGGGAUCAUCCGAAAAUGGGCAUGCUCAAACGGCGCAUCAGACCUGAGGACAUCAUUAUUAACUGUAGCAAGGACUCCAAGCACCCUAAACCUCCCCAGGGAACAAAAUGGAAGGAGGUUCGCCAUGACAACAAGGUCACCUGGCUGGCAUCUUGGACAGAGAACAUCCAGGGCUCCAUUAAAUACAUCAUGUUGAACCCUAGCUCCAGGAUCAAGGGGGAGAAGGAUUGGCAGAAAUAUGAGACUGCGCGACGGUUAAAGAAGUGUGUGGAUCGCAUCCGUAACCAGUAUAGAGAGGACUGGAAAUCCAAAGAGAUGAGGAUCAGGCAGAGAGCUGUUGCACUGUAUUUCAUAGACAAGCUUGCACUGAGGGCAGGUAAUGAAAAGGAGGAAGGGGAGACAGCUGACACAGUAGGCUGCUGCUCGCUGCGGGUGGAGCACAUCAAACUGUACCCCAAGAUGGAUGACCAGGAGUAUGUGGUGGAGUUUGACUUCUUGGGGAAGGACUCAAUCCGCUACUACAACAAGAUCCCUGUGGAGAAAAGGGUCUUUAAAAACCUGCAGUUAUUCCUGGAGAACAAACAGCCUGAAGAUGACCUCUUCGACAGACUGAAUACUUCUAUUCUGAAUAAGCACUUACAGGAGUUGAUGGACGGCCUGACAGCAAAGGUAUUUCGUACCUACAACGCCUCCAUCACCCUGCAGCAGCAGCUCAAGGAACUUUCCUGCUCCGAUGACAGCAUACCAGCCAAAGUUCUGUCGUACAACCGAGCCAACCGUGCAGUGGCAAUCCUCUGUAAUCACCAGAGAGCUCCCCCAAAAACAUUCGAAAAGUCCAUGCAGAACCUUCAGACCAAGAUCGACGAGAAGCAGAAUCAACUGUCAACAUCUAAGAAGCAGCUGAAGGCUGCAAAGGCUGAUCACAAGGCCUCUCAUGAUGAAAAGAGCAAAAAGACUUUGGAGGUGAAGCGUAAAGCUGUCCAGAGGAUAGAGGAACAGCUGAUGAAGCUACAGGUGCAGGCAACAGACAGAGAGGAGAACAAGCAGAUUGCUUUGGGCACGUCCAAGCUCAACUACCUGGAUCCACGCAUCUCUGUUGCAUGGUGCAAGAAAUGGAGCGUCCCCAUUGAGAAGAUCUACAACAAAACCCAGAGGGAGAAGUUUGCCUGGGCUAUUGACAUGGCUGAAAAAGACUAUGAGUUUUAAACACCUAAUGUUUGACCUUUUCUAUUCAUGCCUUUGAUUGUAAAGAUGGUUUGUAGUUGAUGUCAAACAAUUCCACUGAAGUGGUUAACUGCAGGGCUGUGAAGGAGGAAAACUUUGUCAGAGCUAUGACCACAGUUUAGUCAUGUCGCUGUAUAAAUGGUUUGGUUGUGAAUAUGAGCAUAAGAGCAUAACUCCUGCACCAUUCGACCAACCUGCCGUAGGGCAUCUCUCUUUUAAAAAUGAAAUUACAGUAGUGUGUAUGUAGCUGCAGUUUUCUGCCCAUGGUCAAACAACAAUGAACACAUUGGUUAUAUGUUAUGUCAGAUAUGACUACUGAGAUUUUUUUAAGCAAUCAGACUUAUUGAGAAAUUCUAUAUUCUCAUAGAAUAAUGAACUAACUAAUGUGUGUGUGGGAACUGUGAGGAACGUUGAGUGAUAAAAGGAUGAAUUUCAAUUGGUUGGAUUUCAGUGUGGAAGAUUGGUAUAAUAAAAUGCACCAGAAAGACUGACGACAGUGUGAAAAAACAGAAACCCUAGCACUAUGCUCAUAAAAUUAUUAGCACACCGAAUGCCAUCCUAUUUUUCACUGUUUAUUUCAGGGAUGUACAUAUUUAUUGUCAUGUUACCGUUUAAAAAAAAACGUUUUUUAUUUCUAAAAUGUGUAAUGUAUGCAUUUUCAACAUUAAGCUCUUACUUGCUCAUGCAACUCCAGUCAGUGUCUGUUUCCACAGUGUUGCAAUGAACAAGACGUGACAUUCCUCUUUGUUACUUGAAACAUUUGAAAUACUGCAUAAUGUUUUUUGUGUAAGAGCUGAAAGAGUCUGACAGAGGUGGUUUCUGAGAGGGAUGUGGAUUUUUGCCAAAAAAGAAUCACAGAAGUCUAUCAAUGUAGUGUGAUGUUUGUUUUUGUAUUGCUGUGAUUAAGCAGGGCAUGUCCUGCCUUAACUCAUUUCAUAAUGUGAACGGAUAUUCUAAACUUCUGACAUUAGUAUUUCUUGCUAUUUGAUCAUUUAUCACACAAUGUCUGAUGGGUUGAAUGCCUAUUGUUUUGAGCUUUGUAGUUUUCAAAAUAAAACAUCGACCUUG
This is a messenger RNA of Labrus mixtus (cuckoo wrasse), 3846 nucleotides long. It is a transcript of the gene top1b, whose product is annotated as DNA topoisomerase Ib. NCBI's taxonomy places the organism in Eukaryota, Metazoa, Chordata, Actinopteri, Labriformes, Labridae. Gene Ontology annotation, molecular function: DNA topoisomerase type I (single strand cut, ATP-independent) activity; DNA binding. The transcript has 21 exons. Bases 451 to 2760 code for a protein of 769 amino acids. Gene Ontology annotation, biological process: DNA topological change; chromosome segregation; DNA replication. The record is from RefSeq and is a predicted model, not a curated record. Gene Ontology annotation, cellular component: chromosome; nucleolus.